This is a messenger RNA of Euleptes europaea (tarantolino), 1347 nucleotides long. RefSeq names its product ectodysplasin A (gene EDA). Gene Ontology annotation, biological process: animal organ development; immune response. Gene Ontology annotation, cellular component: membrane. The record is from RefSeq and is a predicted model, not a curated record. Gene Ontology annotation, molecular function: death receptor agonist activity; tumor necrosis factor receptor binding; death receptor binding. Bases 1 to 1311 code for a protein of 436 amino acids. Lineage: Eukaryota; Metazoa; Chordata; Lepidosauria; Squamata; Sphaerodactylidae. The transcript is spliced from 9 exons.
AUGGAGGAACGAGUGGAGACAGCAAGUCCUACUCAACCCCGUUUCCGCCGAGAGACGGAAAGAUCGUUUGCUGAAACGGUCAGUGUCUGGACCGCCGAGCUGGAAACACUGGCGUCCGUGCAGGCGUCAGAAGCACAGCCCAAGGGUCCUGCAACGCCGGGCAGCAACUGUCCACGAGACGCUGGCAGUUGCCCACACGAAGAAGACCUCGGUGAUUGGAUUACAAAUUACCAGGGACCUCAACCCGGACAGACCGGGGAGGCCACAGAGGAAAUCCAACGUCUGCGGACUCAAAACCAGGCAUUGGAGGAGCACAUAGCUCGGAUGCAGAAUCAAAUGGAUUUAAUGUGGCAGGAUUUAGGCAAAAGGCAGCGGGUUCAAACACUUGUGCCGACUCUGCCCCCUGGACAACCAGAAGACGGGGGUGCGUCCAACGUUUCUCAAUUACCCCCCGAGUAUCUGGACUUUGCAGAUGUUUUUGAUGUCAAAGAAUGUGACAUCCUACCCCCGCAUCGCAGGACUGACGGUGCUAUUGAGGUGGUGGUGGGAUUGCUAAACUUCUUCUCUGAAGAAAGGCCUCACCUGGAAGAAGAAAGCCAUCGUGUCCGCCGAAACAAAAGGAGUAAAAAUAGUGAAGGAUCAGAGGGCACAAGUACAUCGUCUAAAAAGAAAAAAGGCAAAAAAGCUGGCCCACCAGGCCCCAGCGGGCCCCAAGGACCACCGGGCCCUCCUGGACCUCAGGGACCUCCGGGAAUCCCAGGAAUCCCUGGCAUUCCAGGCACCACAGUGAUGGGACCGCCGGGACCUCCAGGACCUCCUGGCCUCCAGGGACCACCUGGGAUGCAGGGCCCUUCUGGUGCCGUGGAUAAAGCAGGGCCUAGAGAUGCACAGCCGGCUGUAGUUCAUCUCCAAGGACAAGGGUCAGCGAUUCAAGUAAAGAAUGGUGGAGUGCUGAAUGACUGGUCUCGCAUCACCAUGAACCCCAGAGUGUUUAAGCUGCACGCCCGCAGUGGAGAGCUGGAGGUACUGGUGGACGGCACCUACUUCGUCUAUAGUCAGGUAUAUUACAUAAACUUCACAGAUUUUGCCAGCUAUGAGGUGGUGGUGGAUGAGAAGCCCUUCCUGCAGUGCACUCGAAGCAUUGAGACGGGGAAGACGAACUUCAACACCUGCUACACAGCUGGGGUCUGCCUCCUUAGAGCCAGACAGAAGAUUGCAGUAAAAAUGGUCCAUGCAGACAUCUCCAUCAACAUGAGCAAGCAUACAACCUUCUUUGGAGCCAUACGGCUAGGAGAUGCACCAGUGUCCUAAGGGAAUGUGGCACACAAUGAAGAAGGAGGCUCCCAG